Messenger RNA from Solanum stenotomum, 2147 nucleotides. Its product is annotated as ABC transporter G family member 23. Gene Ontology annotation, molecular function: ATP binding; ATP hydrolysis activity; ABC-type transporter activity. The record is from RefSeq and is a predicted model, not a curated record. Gene Ontology annotation, cellular component: membrane. NCBI's taxonomy places the organism in Eukaryota, Viridiplantae, Streptophyta, Magnoliopsida, Solanales, Solanaceae. The transcript has a single exon. The coding region runs from base 120 to 2105 and encodes 661 amino acids.
CCAAGUUUGUUCAACUUCCUUUUCCCAAAGUCCAAACUAAAUAUUUGUACACUUAAUUCUCUCAUCUCCAUAACCUUGUUUAAUUUUCUGCUUCACCAAUUCUCUAACUCCCAAAAAAAAUGGCUUCUCCAUGUACAACUUACCAUCCAAGUCCUGGUAGCCCUGAAAAUGACUCAAUGAUACUUUUCUCAACUUCAACUUCAUGUUCACCAGCCAAAGAAUCCACAAUAACUCACUCUAAUUCUUCUUCCUUCAAUUCUUCAUCACCACCACCACGACAAUCGUCUCCAGAUAAAACUUAUGAACUAAGAAUUCGAAAUCUUUCAUAUACUAUCUCCCCAAAUGGCUCAAUAUUUUCUUCAUUAUUAAUGAAGAAGAGUACUAAGCCAAAAAGCACCAUACUCAAAUCAGUUUCUUUUGUGGCUGGAUGUUCGGAGAUUCUAGCGAUUGUUGGACCAAGUGGAACGGGCAAGUCAACGUUGUUACGUGUGAUAUCAGGCAGGGUGAGUGACAAAGAGUUUGAUCCAAAGAGUGUUUAUCUCAAUGAUCAUGCAAUUACUACCCCUGUACAAUUGAGGAACAUAUGUGGUUAUGUAGCUCAAGAGGACAAUUUACUUCCUUUAUUAACAGUGAAGGAAACUUUGAUGUUUAGCGCGAAGUUUAGGCUAAGAGGGAUGAGUUCAAAGGAGCGCGAAGAAAGGGUUGAGAGCUUGAUGCAAGAACUUGGCCUUGAUCAUGUAGCAAACAACUUCGUUGGAGACGAAGAGAACAGAGGAAUUUCAGGUGGCGAAAGAAAAAGGGUGUCAAUUGGAGUUGACAUGAUACAUGAUCCACCAAUAUUACUGUUAGAUGAGCCAACUUCAGGACUAGACAGCAGUUCAGCACUUCAAGUUAUUGAAUUGCUUUCGUCUAUGGCGAAAACAAAACAAAGAACCAUAGUUUUAUCUAUCCAUCAGCCUAGUUAUAGAAUUCUUCAGUACAUUUCUAAUCUUUUGAUCCUUUCUCAUGGAUCAGUUGUUCACAAUGGCUCUCUUCAAUCGCUCGAGGAAAAUAUAAAUAGGAUGGGAUAUGAAAUACCUAUUCAGCUCAACCCUCUUGAAUUUGCCAUGGAAAUUAUAUCCGUAUUGGAAAAUCAAGAACCACAUUUUAAGUAUCAGUCAUGUUCCUAUUUGAGAUGGGAAGAGGCCAUAAUUCAAGACACCGCGAAUAAAGAAGUAAUCGAUCAGGGAAAAAUUGGUGCUGUUUCGAAUAAACACUGCUCAAGUUUAUUUGAAAUAGCAGUGUUAUGUUCAAGAUUCUGGAAGAUUAUUUACAGGACAAAGCAACUGUUCUUGGCGAGAACGAUGCAAGCUCUUGUGGGAGGAUUUGGACUUGGAAGUGUGUAUAUAAAAAUGAGGAAUGAUGAAGGUGCAGUUGCAGAAAGAUUAGGCCUUUUUGCAUUUAGCCUUAGUUUUCUUCUUUCAUCCACUGUUGAAGCUUUACCAAUUUAUCUUCAAGAAAGGCGGGUGAUCAUGAAGGAAGCGUCUAGAGGAGCUUAUAAAAUCUCUUCUUACAUGAUCGCAAACACUAUAAUCUUUCUCCCAUUUCUCUUUGCAGUGGCCAUUCUUUUCGCUGUCCCAGUGUACUGGAUCGUAGGGCUGAACCCCUCUAUUACAGCUUUCGUGUUCUUCACUUUCGUGGUUUGGGUGAUAGUGUUGAUGGCAAGCUCAUUGGUUCUGUUUCUGAGUGCAAUUUCCCCUGAUUUCAUUUCAGGGAAUUCACUGAUUUGCACUGUUCUUGGGGCUUUUUUUCUAUUCUCAGGCUACUUCAUUCCAAAAGAAUGCAUACCAAAAUAUUGGCUUUUCAUGUACUAUGUUUCAUUAUAUAGGUACCCAUUGGACGCUUUGUUGACAAAUGAAUACUGGAGUUUGAGACACAAAUGUUUUACUUGGAAUGAUGAAAAUCAUUCAGAAUGUUUGCUUACAGGAAAUGAUGUAUUGAAGAAUAGGGGACUUGACAAGGAUACCAGGUGGAUGAACGUUGGAAUUAUGCUUGCUUUCUUUGUGUUUUAUAGGGUGAUUUGUUGGCUUGUUCUUGCAAGAAAAGCGUCAAAGACAACAAUUUGAAACGAUUACAACAUGCUGGAGAUCAGAAGAACACGACAUUGU